This is a messenger RNA of Prorocentrum cordatum, 352 nucleotides long. Lineage: Eukaryota; Dinophyceae; Prorocentrales; Prorocentraceae. The record is from the annotation of a GenBank genome assembly.
AUGCCCGUCUCCGCGGCUGGGCCAGCGGACGAGCUCGAGGCGGGGCCGGCGCGCGCUGGCCCGCAGGAGCAGGAUGUGGCAUGCCCUGACGUCGUUUUUUUCUGCCACCGUAUCGCCGUACGGCGUGGAGUGCUCCGUCACGCUGCCGCGGCACCCGCUUCCGGGCCCAGGCUUCGAGCAGCGCAUCGUCCCCGCCCCAGACGGCCGCGGCCUCGCGCUCGCGUGGCAGGAUGGCGACUCCAUCCUCCUGCAAUGGUUUACCAAGAGCUGUGCUCCGAGCGGUGCCACCUUCGAGGUGAACAGGUCCCAAGAGUUCUGGGGUCAGCCCGCCUCCAGCGGCCUCAACGACGCG